Laetiporus sulphureus 93-53 is the source of this 1362-nucleotide messenger RNA. RefSeq names its product RNI-like protein. The record is from RefSeq and is a predicted model, not a curated record. Lineage: Eukaryota; Fungi; Basidiomycota; Agaricomycetes; Polyporales; Laetiporaceae. Gene Ontology annotation, molecular function: GTPase activator activity; small GTPase binding. Gene Ontology annotation, cellular component: perinuclear region of cytoplasm; nucleus; cytosol. The coding region runs from base 1 to 1362 and encodes 453 amino acids. Gene Ontology annotation, biological process: activation of GTPase activity; nucleocytoplasmic transport. The transcript has 3 exons.
AUGAGGCGUAUGUCAGCGGUGAAGGUCCCAUUCUCUGUGCGGAGCCAUAUCGAGAGCCUCGAUGCAGGCUUGUCUUCUGUGAAUGGCGCACUGGAAGUUAUCGAUAUGAUACGGUCGAGGCAGCGUGUCACGAAACUAAUCCUCGGACACAAUGAUCUUGGUGACGACGGCUGCGUGGUGCUGUUCGGUUUUCUUAAUUCCCAGAAAGGACGUCGGUAUCCCAUCUCGGAAAUAAGCUUGAACUCGAAUCGAAUCGGAGACCGGGGCCUGCAGGCAAUUGGCGAAUAUCUGAAGGAUAACACGACGUUGAAGGAGCUCUUCCUGCAGAACAAUGUCUUCAGAGGCAACCCUAGCGUAGUCUCAGCCUUCACGGCAGCCCUCAACUCCUCUUACCUAGAGACGUUGUCGUUGACCACCAAUCACGACUUGUCGGACGCCUUCAUCGCCCAGUUCCUGCCGAACAUGGAUGCGCCCUACCUAGGCGAGAUUCAUCUAUCUGUCCUCGGCAUUACUCCGACCUCCGUCCCCCAUAUCGUCGAUUACAUAUCCUCUUCCCGCUGCCGAGUGCACACGCUCAAGAUGAAUGGCAACCGCCUCGGUAUUCGCGGCGCGUGGGCGAUCAUCCGCGCCAUCCAGCGGCACAACUUCACUCUCACCAAGCUCGAGCUAUACGCCAAUGGGCUUGCCGACGCCGAUGCAUCGAGCGAGACAACUGCGAGCGAGGACGACGGUGGUGGCCGCGGUCUUUGGCAGGAUAAAGAGAAGGAGCUCGGUCGUCUGCUCCACCGCAAUAGACAACUGAAGGAGGCGACCGAGAGGGAGGCGUUCGCGCUCUUGCGACAUGCAAGAGCCGUCCUGCUUCGCUCGAAGUAUAACGCAUCCUCGAUGGCGUUGGUGCCUCGCCCUGCACCGAACGAGAGUAUUCUCUCGUCGAUCGGAGUUCCAAUUGUGCUCACCCAACCAGCACCUCCACCGUUCCCGUUCACCCGCCUCCCCAUCGAGCUGCAGCUGCACAUCCUCUCAUUCCUAGCACCGACGCUCUCGACCGCACAGCACAUUCGCAUCUGCACCUUUGCAGCAUCACCCGGCACGCUUCCACCGCUUCUCCCGAACCUGUCUCCGCGAGACUAUUCGUUUGGCUCUUCGAUCUCAGCCUUGGGCUUCGGUGCUGGUGUCGGGAUGAUGCCACGAAAGCGUGCAGGCGCGUCCGUCGGCCCAGGUUCUAUCUCCGGAAAGGUCGCUUCGCCUGGUGAUCAUAGGAGAGCGGAGGAGCGUGCAAAGUGGUUGAUUCGAAUGCGGUGCAAUGCGUUCGAGCUUGAGGAGGAUGGAGUGUGGGCGCAGAUGCAUGAGCUUGCGGAAUAG